Pyrenophora tritici-repentis Pt-1C-BFP is the source of this 2232-nucleotide messenger RNA. The record is from RefSeq and is a predicted model, not a curated record. NCBI's taxonomy places the organism in Eukaryota, Fungi, Ascomycota, Dothideomycetes, Pleosporales, Pleosporaceae.
AUGUCUUACAUACCACUUCUUCACCCAUGCGACCGUAUGGAUCGACAAACGGCCCGCAUCAUCGAACUCGAGGACAAGAUUGCCGUUUACGAGAGUCGAGACAAUGACCAAGACGGCAGGAUACGCAACUGCAUGAUUGUCAUGAUUGGUGGCCUCUUCUUCUUUUUCGGCAUAUCCAAAAUGUUUUCUCUGGAUGGUACACAAGGCUUGCUAUGCGCAGGAAUCUUUCUAAUUGUAAGAAGCUCUUUACGGCGUGAUGACGUACCCCGCGUCGUCGCAUCCGCGUCUACCACCAUCCUCCUCGCCAACUAUGGAGUUGUUACGAGUUUUUGGUUCUGGCAUGCUUCAUCCCACACAGCCAUGUCAACGACGAAACCUCUCACGCCCGCGCAAACGCACGCCCUGUUCGACAUCCUGAUCCACCACCAGGUCUACUCUGAAAUCGAAGCCUUCAAAUACCCCUCUACCAUCGACCAGUAUGGCUACCCGUUCCGGAAAGCUGAUGGCGUGCAAUCGACAAGCCCGUUGUUGCAGAACAUGCUCAACAAGUUCGCGCUGUGUAAUCCUGCCAUACGGAACUUUGGCGAAAGCUGGUGGGCCGACAAGAUCCAGACGCUGGUUCAGAGAAUGGCAGAGGCGGAACUGAGUGAGAGUUAUGACAAGGGCGCAAUUGGCAGUCGGAAGGCGCUUGCGACAGCCGCGAGCAGCAUUGCCGAAUAUGUUGCUAGAGGCAUGCUAGGCGGCUAUGCGGCCAAGCAGCAGACCCAAGGCAAAAACGAGUACGAUACGAACAACCCAGAAGACGUUAUACGCGGUUUUGAAGAUUUGGUGCGUGACGCGAUAUACGGCGAUGCUCUGGAUGAUUUGUAUGAAAAGGUCAAGGCCACACCGAGGCUGGAAGACCAUACGAGUUGCCUCCAAGCAGCUCAUGAAUAUAUGUUGUUGAAUGCUGCAUCCUUCCUCCACCACAUCUUCAUCAUGUCACCCGACGGCCAGUACCUCGUUCGACUCAUCGAGAACCUGCAUCGCCUCAUCCCAUAUACUGUCGUCAAGCAGACGUUGCGCGUCGGGAACGCAGCUACCAUGAUCAACGGCAUGGUCAGACUGGUACUCGCAAAGCUAUCUGUAACGGCCAUGACCAACUGGAUAGGUCUCACCAACAAUACCAACGACGGCAUGAACCUUUUACAACAGAUCAUAUCUACGGUAUUGGCAUGGGAUACAUCCGAGUUCCAGAAGCGCGCAUCAAAGCUCGAGUCUUCGCGCGAUGCACCGGAUAAGAAGGUCUUCAAGGCUCUCAAGACUUUCGUUUACGCUUCAAGAGACAGGCACGAGGCGGCCAGGAGCCAAUCCAUGUCUGAAUCCAAAUCCAUCGUAGCCGUCGUUCUAGAGACGUCCGAUCCGCCCUUCAAAAUUGAUGCAGAGACUCUCAACGAACACCAACAUAAUGUAGCCAUGGAAUAUCUCAGCACAUACCUCUCAAUCCGUGACCGGGAAGAACUUACAAAGGUCCUUUGCAAAUCCAAUCCCGAUGUCUUGACUUCCACGGUUCGAGAUGCAGUCGCAGGCAUGGAUCCCGUCAUCCGGGCGAUACACAAUGCGGUUGAUCUAUCGGGAACUGUCACGGACGCAGAAGCCUUCAUCACAGAUCUGAUCAAAACUGCCAAGCCGAGGAAGAAGGGCAGCAAGAGUCGGGAGAAUUCAAAGUCACGCGCUCCCUCACCGGACCCUGCCAGUAUACUUGACCAGGAACCCAGCGACGCCCCCACCGUAGAAGACUUUCACGAGAAGCUCCUAUCCACUCUCAAAUCAACAUCACACACGCGUCUAGAAUCCAUCAUGAGGCCCUCCUCAUCUUCACAAACUGCCAGAGGAACGACACACGGCCCUGGCAUGUACCUCAGCCGGUGGAACGCCCUUCUCGAUAGCACGCUCAUCUCCCCCGCCACCAUCCACGGCCCCAUCCGCAAGGGCUGGGAAGUCAAAGGCGAGCUUGAUGGCAAGGGUCUCAAGACAAGCUCUUCCUUACUCGAUAGAGCCACUAAGCGCGAUAGAGUCAGCGCGAUGAUGGCAGAGGGCACGGGAGACAGAGUCGAUCGCAAAGAACGCAAGCGAGACGGGCUGGAAGAGGAAAGCAUGGAAGUGGUAUGGGAAGGCAUGAGAGAUGGUUGGGUGGGGGCGAAAUCUCCGAGACUCCCCGUCGCCGAGGGUAGCGGACGUGGGUAUACGUAG